Pleurotus ostreatus (oyster mushroom) is the source of this 816-nucleotide messenger RNA. RefSeq lists its product as uncharacterized. The coding region runs from base 1 to 816 and encodes 271 amino acids. The transcript is spliced from 8 exons. Lineage: Eukaryota; Fungi; Basidiomycota; Agaricomycetes; Agaricales; Pleurotaceae. Gene Ontology annotation, molecular function: heme binding; oxidoreductase activity, acting on paired donors, with incorporation or reduction of molecular oxygen; iron ion binding. The record is from RefSeq and is a predicted model, not a curated record.
AUGGUUGAUUUCUUCUCUAUUUUACACCACUUUCCAUCAUGGUUCCCAGGAACCUAUUACUACAACUUUGCGCGAGAACGGCGAUGGUCGAUUGACAACCUGUACAGCCAACCGUAUGAGCAUGCUCAAGGCAGCGCCUGGCCUUCAUUUCUUCUCAAACAACUGGAGGCGGUCUCUGGGAGGACUCUUACAGAUGAAGAAGUAAGUGACAUCAAGGGGUCUGCGGCGGUCAUCUUUGGUGCUGGUGCGGAGACCACAUGGACCAGUCUGGAAACAUUUCUCCUGGCUUUACUGCACUACCCAGAGGUGCAGAAGAAGGGACAAGAGGAAAUUGACCGUCUUGUGGGGUCUGACCAGCUCCCGACGUUUGACGAUUACGAUGCAUUGCCGUACGUUGGGUGUGUCACUCAAGAGAUAUUGAGAUGGCGUCCAACUGUUCCCAUCGGCCUACCCCAUCGCUUGAUGGAGGAUGAUAUUUAUAAAGGCAUGUUCAUCCCAAAAGGCUCUGUUGUCUUUGCCAAUGCCUUGGGGAUGGCUUUAGACGAGAAUAUUUAUGCAGAACCCACUAAAUUCAAUCCCGAUCGUUUCUUGCCAAAGUCCGGGGGCGGAAAUGAAGAACCUUAUCUGGGUGCCACCUUUGGAUUCGGGCAAAGCAGGAUAUGUCCAGGAAGACAUCUCGCGACAGCCAGUAUAUGGAUCGCGGUUGCCACACUCUUCGCCACUGUUGAUAUUACCAAAGCAAAGGACGAGAAUGGUGAUGAAAUCUUGCCUGAGAUUCACUUCCAGACAGGACUCACUAGGCAAGCAAAUCUUUGA